Molecule: messenger RNA, 5005 nt
Organism: Aspergillus ochraceoroseus IBT 24754
Lineage: Eukaryota; Fungi; Ascomycota; Eurotiomycetes; Eurotiales; Aspergillaceae
Gene: pan1
Product: actin cytoskeleton-regulatory complex protein PAN1
Exons: 5
Coding region: 150-4565 (1471 amino acids)
Biological process (GO): endosomal transport; endocytosis
Cellular component (GO): cytoplasm; plasma membrane
Molecular function (GO): actin binding; calcium ion binding
Source: RefSeq, a predicted model, not a curated record
GUUAAACUCCCCUCCCUCUCUCUCUCUCUCUCUCUCUCUCUCUCUCUUCUUAAUCUAUUCUUUCAUUCCUCUCCCAAUCUUUUGGGUUCUCUCUUUUUCUUUUCUUUUAUGCUUUUGGGUUCAAUUUUGAUGCCUUUCUUGUUCAACUAAUGUAUUCCUCGUCCAAUUCCUUCCUGGGCAGCGCCAACAGCGCCCGCCCCGGACAGCAACCUUACAUGCAACAGCAACCCCAAUAUUCGCAAUUCCCAGCUCAGCAACAGCCGCAGCACCAACAGACAGGGCUCGCUCCCCAGCCUACCGGCUACGCUCCCCAAUUGUCCGCUUUUGGAGGCGCUCAACUACAACCACAAGCAACAGGAUUCCCCGGAGGACAGCUUCCACCUCAGUUUACCGGUUUCCCCGGAGCACCAGCCCCAGCACCGCAGCAGCUACAGCUACAGCAAACCGGGUUCCCACCCCAAGCUCCGCAGCCUCAGUAUGCCGGGUUCGCGUCUCAGGGCCAAGUCCAGUCUCCUCCGCAGAUCCAACUUCCGACGGCCACAGGGCUUCCUCUUCAAACGGCACCGCAGACUUCCUCCCAAAUCGCGGACUCCUUCCAAAGUGCCUCUGGCGCCGCUCCUCUGCCACCACCCAAGUCGACGGGGAACAAGAUUCCGAAUAUCCGGCUUUCUUUCAUUACGGCGCAGGAUCAGGCCAAGUUCGAGCAGCUCUUCAAAUCUGCUGUUGGGGAUAGCCAGGCCAUGACGGGCGAAAAGGCUAAAGAGCUUCUUUUGCGCUCGAAGCUUUCGGGGAGCGACCUGUCGAAGAUCUGGGUGUUGUCGGAUACUACGAAGUCUGGGCAGUUGCUUUUCCCCGAGUUUGCUUUAGCUAUGUACCUGUGCAAUAUCCGAAUCACCGGUAGGGACCUACCUAGCACUCUGCCCGAAAAGGUCGUGAAUGAAGUCUCCAGCAUGGUGGACAUUAUCUCUUUCCAGGUUCCUGAUACGCGACCGGAGCCGGUCGCCAGAACCAACAUUCCCAGCUUCGAUGCCCCUCUGCUCGAGAAUAAAUCGGCACCUCCCGCACCCCAGCAGCCGCAGCCACAACAGCCAAGCAAUGCACAACUCCUCACGCAGCUCACGGCACAGCCCACCGGGUUCCUACAGCCUGGGUUCGCCGGUCAAAGCCAGGGCCUAGUACCGCAGGCGACCGGAUUUCCGGGACAGGCUCCGCAGCAGCAUCUCCAGGGCCCCCAGAUGGGGUUCCUGAACAACCCUCAGCCCACCGGCUAUUCCGGCCCUCGCCCUCCACUCCCACCCAUGCCAACCGGAUUCGCGUCAAAUCUCAUCAGCCCUGCGCAGACCGGGGGACUAGUCGCCCAACCUACUGGAAUCCCUGGUCAGUGGGGGUUCGUCAAUGCGCCGUCGUCAGGGUUGCCUAACAUCGAGGCUCUGAAGCAGCAAUUGAUGCCUCAGCCUGGACGAGAGGGCGGAUUCUCUACUGUCGGCUUGUCUGGCAACGCUUCUAUUCCUUGGGCUAUUACCAAGGAGGAGAAAAAGAUCUAUGAUGAUCUCUUCCGCGCGUGGGAUGGCCUCCACAAGGGUUUCAUUGGCGGUGAUACUGCCAUCGAAAUCAUGGGGCAGAGUGGUCUCGAUAGAAAGGACCUCGAGGCUGUCUGGACCCUUGCGGAUCCCCAUAACCGGGGCCGUCUCAACAUGGAUGAGUUUGCUGUGGCUAUGCACUUGAUUUACAGAAAACUCAAUGGCUACCCCGUUCCCAAUCGUCUGCCACCAGAGCUUAUCCCCCCAUCGACCAGGAACCUGAAUGACUCGAUUGGAACCAUCAAGUCUAUGCUCUCCCAGGAUGCCGAAACACGAAAAGCUACCGGCGCAUUCUUGCAGCCGCAAAAGACGGGUGUGAGUUACCUAAAGGAACACUCUUUCCGAGGUGGCGCUGUGUCCCCUGGGGUUGGCCGUAAGGAUGCUACCCUCUUCAAGAAUAACGAUGAAGCGGCCACUGGAUACCGCUCUAGUGCUCGCCGUCGCGUUGGUAACAACGGCCGUGCUUCGCCUGCUGCUUCCCAAGCAUCCGAGGAGGAGUUGGGGGUUGACCAACUAAAGAAGAAGAUCCACGAAGCUCAAAUCAUGCUGGAUGCAGUUGAUUUCCAGGACGAGAAUCGCGCUGAAGAAGAGGAUGCUCUGGAUCGACGGGAUCGUCGAGAGGCAGAAUCUCUCAUGGAUCGAAUUCGACGAGUGCAGGAUGAUAUUGACACUCACCCACAUGCAUCCCUCCGUAACCUUGACACGGGAGCCGAGCGGAGAACUCUGCGCCGCCAGCUGCAGGCUUAUGAGGAUCAGGUGCCGCAGGUAGCUUCGGACGUCCGUCGCGUUGAAAAAGAUAUCGCCGAAGCCAAGCUCGAAUUGUUCCGUAUGAAAGAUGCCAAAGCCCAUCCUAACAGUGCACUCAACAUAGUUGGAACUGGGCCGGGCGGCGCAGUCACCGAAGCUGACCGAAUCAAGGCGCGUGCUCGUGCGAGAAUGCAAGCCCGUGCCGCAGAACUUGCUGGAAGACCUGUCCCUGCAUCGGAUGAUGAGGGAGCUGCCACUCGCCGGUUUGAGGCCGAGAACACCAAUGUCAAGGCAGAGCGCGAGAAGAACGAUAACAUGACACGUGAUGUGGAGGAAAGUGUGAAGGAAUUUGCCCGUAGUCUGGAAGACAGCCUCAAGGAUGGAAGCGAGAGCUCUACACAUGAGCAUGAACGGCGCCGUUGGGAAGACGCUCUGGGCGUCGAAGAUGUGAUUCGUGAUUUCAUCUACGACUUGAACCGCAAUAGCCGUACUGCAUAUAUCCGAAAGGAAGAGGACUCAAGAACCUCAUCCGGUCUGGAUCAACGGUCUCGACAGACCGAGGCCUCUGCUCCUGUACGGCCUUCUCCACCACAAUCGGUUGGCUCUACUAGUUCAACUCCCGGUGGUACGCAUGACGACCGUGUUGCCGCUGCAAGGGAACGCGCUCAGCGACGAAUCGCCGAGCGCAUGGCAGCUGCCGGUCUUAAACCUCAGAGCGAUGCCACAGAAACACUCCUCCAGCGCCAAGAACGAGAAAAGAAAGAACGUGAGGAGCGCUUGAAGCGAGCUGAGGAGGAAGACCAGAAGAGGGAGCAGGAAAGACAGCGUCGCAUUGCCGAAGAGCAGCACGGUCCCAUAACGCAGGCCACCAAGCCAACAGGCAAGAAACCUCCCCCAGCACCACCAUCGCGCAAGGGCCGAACCGACAGCACUGGCCAAGCGGAUGCGAAGAGAGCCGCGGAUGAGACAGCGAAGGCUGAGCAGGCUGCCCGUGAGCAAGCUUUAAGGGAGGAACAACAGGCCCAGGAACAAGAGACCAAGCGUCUAGAAUUCGAGGCUAGACAACAUGAAGAGGAAAUCCAGAGGGAACAAGAAGCACAGCAGGCACGUCUCCAUGCACUGGAAGAGCAAGUCAAACAGGGAAAGAUCAAGAAGCAGGAAGAGAAGCGCCGCAAAGAGGAAGCCAAGCGGGCUGCAGCGGACCAGGAAGCAAAACUUGCACGUCAACGAGCGGAAUUGGACGCGGCUAGAGAGCGGGAACGCCAGCUUCAGCUUGAACUAGAAGGCUUGAAUGAGAGCUCUUCCGAUGAAGAAGGCCCUGUAGAUAUCACAACUCCCCAGGACAGCACACCUACCCAGAGCCAAGUCCUCCCUGAACCGUCGCCUUCAGUUACUGCUCCACCUGUUCCAGCCGAGCCCAGCUCCCCCGCAAGCAGCCGAGCUGCCCCGACGGCUAGUUUUAGCCCGGAAACCGAGUCCAAGAAUCCUUACUUUAGGACUUUGAGCCAUUCUACGGAUCAUGCACCUGCUUCUCCCCCAGAGGUCCCAGCGGCUCCGGCUGUUGUCACUCCUAAGGCAGAUGCUCCAUCUACUAACCCAUUCCACCGCUUCACCCAACCGCAAGAGCCUGCGAAACCCGCGUUCACUGCUCCUGGCCCCACCAUGCGCAAGACCCGUGCCCGUCCUGAGGAUGAUGAUGACUGGUCCGUAGCUGGAUCUGAUGCCGACUCGUCAGAUGACGAAGAUGAUCGUGCAGGGGGCGGCAGCGCAAAACAACUUGCGAGCAUCCUCUUCGGUACUAUGGCGCCUCCGCGACCCCUGAGCGCCAUGGAUGACAAGUCCCCUUCAAAAUCCUCUACACCUAUACAGGAGACCCCGGCCAUCCCUCCUGUCCCACCAGUUCCUCAAAUAGCACUACCUGUUCCUGGUGCUGCUGCUCCUCCACCACCACCACCACCUCCUCCUCCUCCUCCCCCUCCCCCGCCACCAGCAGCAGCAGCACCCUCUAUCCCAAAUCUUGACUCUGCUCCUGGGGCUCCUCCACCCCCACCACCGCCGAUGGCACCUCCUGCCCCUCCUCCCCCUGGCCCUCCACCACCACCUGGUCCUCCUACCGCUGCGCCAAGGGGAACCGGUGACCAUGGUGCUUUGCUAGCUUCAAUCCAAGCAGGGAAGGGGCUCCGGAAGGUUCAGACAAAUGAUCGAAGCAGCAGUUCCUCUGCGGGCCGUGUGCUAUAAGGGCGGGGGGGGGGUAUUCGAGCAGGCAGGGCUGGUGUUGGGUUUCUUUCUUUUUCUAUUUCUUUUUUCUUGAUCAUUAAACCUUCUUCCCUUUCUUUUCUUUUUCCUUUCUUUUUCCUUCCCUUUCCUUUCCUUUCGCUCCGUUUCCUUUCCUUAUAUUCUUGGAUAUACAUAGUAUUUCAAUCCAGUGUCUCUUUAGUCCGUACAUACUACGUAUUAUGUCCUCUAUAUGUACUUUUAAAUCGACGGCACUGCUCAAGUUGAAUCACUACGCAUGGGAAUGACCUUCCUGGUAACAAAUUAGUGGGCGAGAAAUGAGAAAAAUAAAACAAUGAGAGGAUGAGAGAUGUAAAAUAGCAGAUGGAACGCCGGAUAUCAAUUGCAUAGUUGAGGUUAGCUAAUUUUGUUUGCUAGGUAUUAUCCAUUAUCACUAACUAUCA